AUGCUCGAUCAACAUACCAAAAGUCAGGAGAAGAAAUCGUCAGGAAGACCUGUUGGGGAGUCAUCUUCUUGCACAACUACUUUUAUUUCUUCUGACAAUAAUUAUGGUGCCAAGUAUUUAAUUGAAUACGAAAAUGAUGAAUCAUUGGACAUCAAAGAAGAAUUGAUCCAAGAUCAAGGGACAAUUCCAGCCCCGAAACAGAAUAAAACAAAUCAGUCGAAAUUUUGUACUGUAUAUAUAAGAGCAGAUGAUAUUUUAGAGGCUACGUCGAAAUCGCAGACUUUAAAGAAGGAGAAAAUUCAGAAAUCAGAACAGGAGAAGAAACACACAUGCGAAAAGUGUGCCCGCAGCUAUAAAUGGAAACGUGAUUUAAAUCGCCAUCUAAAAUACGAAUGCGACGUUAAUCCACAGUUCACAUGUAAUUUCUGCGGAAAACUAUUUAGACGCAAAAGUCAUAUGAAUGGACACAUAGUUCAGGUUCAUCAGAAAAUAGACUCAAAGAAGUCAGUAUUAAUGCAUAAAUGUGACAAAUGUUUUCGAAGUUAUGCUUCGCUAAAAACUUUAAAUCGACAUAAACGUUUAGACCACGCAGAAAUCAAACAAAAAUUUACUUGUCAUUAUUGUGGCUGCAAAAUGAAAGAAAAAAGUAACUUGUCCAAACAUAUUAUUAGACAACAUCUAAAGUGAUAAUUAUUGCUCUUUUUUGUAGACCUUGUAUAUCUUAAAUUACUUUUUUUAAAGAAUUAAAUAAUACUCAAUUUUCCUUUUAAUAGUUCGAAGAAAGUAAUUUGACUCCACGUCGAUGUCGACAUCAAUAGCUUUUCUUAAAUGUAGAAUUUAUAAAAUUUGUACUUUGUUUUGCAAUAUCUAAAUAAGAAAUCUUAGGCCGAGUGCGAGGCCAUAGAUACGUAAUCAGAACAUAUUCGUUAAAGCCGAAAAAGCAGGUCUCGAUGCUUUGAACUUUAAUUUUGAAAGCACAAAUGUGGAGGAAGAACGAAAACCGAACUUGAGUUUAUUGUUUAUCACAAAAACUGAUUACAAUUUCGACUAAAAUUAUACAUUAAGAAAUGUAUUCUAUUCUGAGUU
Molecule: messenger RNA, 1086 nt
Organism: Belonocnema kinseyi
Lineage: Eukaryota; Metazoa; Arthropoda; Insecta; Hymenoptera; Cynipidae
Product: zinc finger protein 595-like
Exons: 3
Coding region: 1-687 (228 amino acids)
Biological process (GO): regulation of transcription by RNA polymerase II
Cellular component (GO): nucleus
Molecular function (GO): DNA-binding transcription activator activity, RNA polymerase II-specific; RNA polymerase II cis-regulatory region sequence-specific DNA binding; oxidoreductase activity, acting on the aldehyde or oxo group of donors, NAD or NADP as acceptor
Source: RefSeq, a predicted model, not a curated record